CUUACUGAAGAAAUUAUACAUAAAAAGAACGAAAAAUCGAUUACAGCAAUGCAUUCUGCGGCGGUCGAACGACGUCCUGAAAUCAUGAAAAUUUUGCUCGAGAAAGAAGGAGACCCAAGAAUAUUAACUAGCCAUAAAUAUACUCCCCUCCACUUCGCCGCGCAAUACGGCUCAGAGGAAUGCGUUAAGCUACUCCUAGCAGCAUGCAAAGAAAACGGCCAGGAAGGGGCAGAAAAACGAACAAACAAACGCCCAGGACGCCCAAGAAGGGAGAGAAAAGUACAAACAAACGCCCAGGAAAAAACAAACGCCCAGGAAGGGGCAGAAAAGUACGUGAACAUGCGCACAAAACAAGGACUAACAGCGCUGAUGUUCGCAGCCAAGGACGGAUUUCUGGAAAUUUGUAAGCUCCUGAAGUCCACCGAAGUGAACCUUCAAUGUGUAAAGGGAAAAACUGCCUUGCACUACGCAUUAACCAAAGGACUAGAACGUGUUGUCUCUUACGUAGUAGAUGGACUCCAGGCAGAUUGUUUGAUAAAAGGCAAAGAUGGUGAUCUUCCUCUACAUUUAUCACUUUGUGGCAGGAAAGAGUGUUUUUCAUACAUGCUUAAAAAAACUGAUUCGAAUGCAUUGAAUGAUGACGUUGUUGCUGACCUCGUAAAACUGGCAGCAACUAAAUCAUUAAAGAAUAUCAAAAUAAUGGCAGAUGAUGUGAAAUUUCAAGAAAGUCUAACAACAUAUUAUGAUUCUAGGAACAACAAUUUACUUCACCUCACUGUCGUGAGAGAGAGUUAUUCCUCUGCUCUUGCUCUGAUAAGGAAAACAAAAAUAAGUAAAACUUCUAAAAACAGCGAUGAUAACACACCACUUCACUUGCUGAUAAUGCAUUCAGGUAGAGCUUUGCCCGAUCAGGACGCCGAGCGACGACAGGUACAGAAAGCGUUGCUACGCAGCGCUCAAGAAGUUGUCAACUCGGCCAACAAAAACGGGGAAACUCCUUUAUACCUGGCAUCGAAGUUCGGAGCUCAUGACAUCCUCUGCUCACUUCUUCAGAAAAAACCGGUUUUGAAAUUCACAACACCUCAAGAAAGCGCAAUUCACAUUGCUGCUCAAAAAGGACACGAUGCCUGUUUGAAAAUGCUGUUACGCUCUGCAAAGUCUAAAGAUUUUAUCAAACUCCGAAAAAUGAAAGUUCAUCCCCUGCAUUUGUCCUCCAAGCACGGUCACUUAGAGUGCGCUCAGCUUCUAUUGACAAGCUCUUUUGGAGAUCAGGAUUUCAAAGAGAACUUGACCAGCAAAACUGAAAACGGCCACUAUCCAGUGGACAAAGCCUUCGCCGGCAUGCAUGGCGAGGUCUUCACAUUCCUGCUCAUCCAGAUGGCUAAGGAUGACAAGGAUGAGGACUUCUCAGUUCGACUCCACGGAUAUUUAAAAAAAAGCAUGGAAGAAAUUGACAUGGGUAACGAGCAACAGAAGGCCAAGCUAUUGGCUUUCAGGUCCGCAGUUCUGGAAGCAGUGAUUGAGAGCAACUGGUGCAACGUGGCAUUCAACACACAAUUCUGUGGCAACAUCCGGCAGCCUCUCACCGCCAAUGAAGAAGAAGUUCAUAAUAAAAUAAAACCUUGUGACUCUUUUGCACGGCUCAUCAGCAACCGCCCUGACUUGGCUUGCCGAGCCCUGGAUAAGCACAUCACACUUCUUCCUGGCGGCAACCGAGAACUGCACGACUACACCCCUUUCGAGUUCAUCUACUAUAGAAUAGAAAUUCAUACCUCACUACUCUCGCGCACCCUCGGCCACGUCACUACGCUGCCAGACGCUGCCGCUGAAAUUUACCCUCAGCUCGCCCAGCGUGCCGAGUGUAGAGUUGGAGCGUCCGUGAACGGCCCUCUUAAGAGUCAGGUGGAGCGGUCGCUGAACGUCGCAUCGAGCCCAAACGGCCUCACGCGAUUAAAAUUUCUCGGCCAGGCUCUGCCUUCUAACUUCUCUGAAGGGGUGUUGGGCAUCUCCCCUUGCGGCUUGACCCCACAUUGCCCCCCGCCCCCUGGUGGAUCCUUUGCCGCUCCAGGGGCCAACAGCUGCCGGCCCCGGGCGAGUCCCCCUUGCGCCACAGGAGGCGAACCACCGAGCAAGGAGGGUGUGCUGGAAAGGAGGGUGUGCUGCUUCAAGGAGGGUGUGCUGUCAGGCAUCAUCUGCAUCCACGUGGAUGAUUUUUGCUGGGCCGGAGAGGACUUCUUCAGAGAUACAGUCAUCAAUUCAUUGAAGGACAAGUUCCUCAUCGGGACAACGAGCCGUCGCUCCAUCGGGCCGUGGCUGUCCAGUGACCUGGCAGUCCAAGCGACUUCGAAGGGUGGUGUAGUCUACUUUAGCUGCUGA
Messenger RNA from Hyalella azteca, 2376 nucleotides. Its product is annotated as ankyrin-1-like. The transcript has 5 exons. The record is from RefSeq and is a predicted model, not a curated record. Gene Ontology annotation, molecular function: protein binding. NCBI's taxonomy places the organism in Eukaryota, Metazoa, Arthropoda, Malacostraca, Amphipoda, Hyalellidae. The coding region runs from base 49 to 2376 and encodes 775 amino acids.